AUGAGCUCACAACAAACCACGAGCAGACCUGAUUCUGGUCGUCAGCAAGGACUUAAAGGCAAUACCAAUGGGGGACAUAGGAAAAAAGACAAGUUCGAGGGACCUAAGAGGGAGGCCAUUCUUAAACUAGAGAACUAUAUCAACACGGAGAUUAUAGUGACGUUGUCGGGUGGAAGAGAAGUUGUGGGAAAGUUAACCGGCUAUGACCAGUUAAUGAAUCUUGUUUUGGAAAAUACCGUGGAAAGAUUAAGAGAUGUCAACGAUAGAUCCAAGCUUUCUGAGAACACUCGUAACUUAGGUAGAGUUAUCAUUAGAGGUCCUUUGCUAUUGACCAUUUCUCCAAGGGAGGGCUUUGAUAUGAUUGCCAACCCAUUUAUUGAUGAAGUUAGCGAUCAGACUGUUAUCUAA
Brettanomyces nanus is the source of this 408-nucleotide messenger RNA. RefSeq lists its product as uncharacterized. Gene Ontology annotation, cellular component: U6 snRNP; catalytic step 2 spliceosome; U2-type prespliceosome. The transcript has a single exon. Gene Ontology annotation, biological process: nuclear-transcribed mRNA catabolic process; mRNA splicing, via spliceosome. Gene Ontology annotation, molecular function: RNA binding. The coding region runs from base 1 to 408 and encodes 135 amino acids. The record is from RefSeq and is a predicted model, not a curated record. NCBI's taxonomy places the organism in Eukaryota, Fungi, Ascomycota, Pichiomycetes, Pichiales, Pichiaceae.